GGGGCAACGCGACCUCCAGUCCCCUCCCGCCUGCGUGGGGUGAGGGCCCGUGGGCUGUCAGCUCCAAGGAGGGAACUAAGGCUCAGGGAGGUAAGGUGACUGGCCUAAUGUCACCCAGCAGGAGGCGCACCCUGGCAGUUGGUUUGGGUUUGUUUUUUGUUUUUGGUUCUAGGGAUCGAACCUGGUCCUUGCGCUUGCGAGGCAGGCUGUGGAACCACUGAGCUAAGUCCCCUCCCCUUUCUUGUUUUUGAGUCUUGCCCUGUAGUUGAGCCUGGCCUCAGGUGAACUCCACCUUGCCCGGGUUAAUUACUGUUUUUGGUAGUACCGGGGAUUGAAUCCAGGGCCUCAAGCAUGCUGUGUAACACCGAGCUCCAUCCCCAGCUCCAGGCAGUCUGGCUGGAGGAGCUGAGCCGUCACCAGGUACCCCACCUCAACCAGAAUGCCUGGAACAGCCUGGAGAAGUACAGCCGCAGCCUGACGCGCACCUACGAGAACGUCUAUGUCUGCACCGGGCCGCUCUUCCUGCCUAGGACGGAGGCUGACGGGAAGUCCUACGUGAAGUACCAGGUCAUCGGCAGGAACCACGUGGCGGUGCCCACGCACUUCUUCAAGGUGCUGAUCCUGGAGGCGGCGGGCGGGCAGAUCGAGCUCCGCUCCUAUGUGAUGCCCAACGCGCCUGUGGACGAGGCCAUCCCGCUCGAGCGCUUCCUGGUGCCCAUCGAGAGCAUCGAGCGGGCCUCGGGGCUGCUCUUUGUGCCCAACAUCCUGGCACGGGCGGGCAACCUCAAGGCCAUCACUGCGGGCAGCAAGUGAGGCGUGGGUGAGACUCUGGGAGCGGGGCCGGGCAUUAAAGUGGUUAUUUUUGGA
Fukomys damarensis (Damara mole-rat) is the source of this 867-nucleotide messenger RNA. It is a transcript of the gene Endog, whose product is annotated as endonuclease G. Gene Ontology annotation, molecular function: single-stranded DNA endonuclease activity; metal ion binding; RNA endonuclease activity. Gene Ontology annotation, biological process: apoptotic DNA fragmentation. NCBI's taxonomy places the organism in Eukaryota, Metazoa, Chordata, Mammalia, Rodentia, Bathyergidae. The coding region runs from base 352 to 813 and encodes 153 amino acids. Gene Ontology annotation, cellular component: mitochondrial inner membrane; nucleus. The record is from RefSeq and is a predicted model, not a curated record. The transcript is spliced from 3 exons.